Malus domestica (apple) is the source of this 3903-nucleotide messenger RNA. RefSeq lists its product as uncharacterized. The record is from RefSeq and is a predicted model, not a curated record. Gene Ontology annotation, molecular function: GTP binding; GTPase activity. NCBI's taxonomy places the organism in Eukaryota, Viridiplantae, Streptophyta, Magnoliopsida, Rosales, Rosaceae.
UAAUUCAAUCUCCACCGCGGCAACCAAACCCAUAAUCGUAAUUUGACUCGUGCCCCCUUCUCGUUCUCGCUGCUCUGUAAAGCACCCCAAAACCUCCGACCACUUUCCCUCCCCAAUUUUUAAACCCUCGACUGUUUUUUUCUCUCUCCGUUCUCUCUCUACCCUCAGUGAACUGGACGAAGGAGAGCGCAGUCGCUCUACGACGUCGUAACCAAGAGCAACUGUAAAACAUGAUGAAAUUCUUCAGAGGCAAAGACGAUUCUUCACCGCCGUCGCCGUCGCAGUCGUUCUCUCCCUCGCCUUCGCGGUCGGUGACCGGUCCCCCGAGGCCGAUACGGCUCGUCUACUGCGACGAGAAUGGGAAGUUCCGGAUGGAUCAGGAGGCUGUCUCCAUGCUGCAGCUCGUAAAGGAACCCAUUGGUAUCGUCGCGGUCUGCGGCCGUGCCCGCCAGGGCAAGAGCUUUAUUCUGAACCAGCUCCUCGGAAGAAGUGGCGGAUUUCAAGUAGCAUCUACACAUCGCCCAUGUACAAAAGGGCUAUGGUUGUGGAGUGCACCCUUUAAGAGAACUGCACUGGAUGGGACUGAAUACAAUCUAUUACUAUUGGAUACUGAAGGAAUAGAUGCUUUUGAUCAGACGGAAACGUACAGCACACAGAUAUUUUCCUUAGCAGUUCUCCUAUCUAGCAUGUUUAUUUACAACCAGAUGGGUGGUAUAGAUGAAGGUUCCCUCGAUCGUAUCUCUCUUGUCACUCAAAUGUCCAAGCAUAUACGUGUUAAAGCUUCUGGAGGAACCACAGCUUCUGAAAUUGGGCAGUUCUCCCCAAUCUUUGUGUGGCUUCUAAGGGACUUCUAUCUGAAUUUAUCAGAGGAUAGUGGAAGGAUAACACCUCGUGAUUAUCUGGAGCUUGCUUUGAAGCCAGUCGAAGACAGAAAAAGGGACGUAGUUGCUAAAAAUGAGAUACGAGCCUCCAUUCGAGCUUUAUUUCCAGACAGAGAAUGCUUCACCCUUGUGCGGCCUUUGAAUGACGAACAUGAUCUUCAAAGACUUGACGAAAUUCGGUUGGAUAAAUUAAGGCCUGAAUUCAGAGCCGGGCUAGAUGCAUUGACAAAGUUUGUUUUUGAAAGAACAAGGCCCAAGCAAGUUGGGGCAACAAUGAUGACAGGUCCAGUUCUAGUUGGUAUCACACAGUCUUAUCUUGAUGCUCUUAAUAAAGGCGCGGUGCCUACCAUAUCCUCUUCAUGGCAGAGUGUUGAAGAAGAUGGUUGCCGAAGAGCAUAUGAUUCUGCUCUUGAGGUGUAUAAGUCUGCUUUUCAGCGUCCAAAAGAUCCCGAAGAAGCUGCAUUCAGGGAAGCACAUGAAAAGGCAGUUCAUAGAUCAUUGGCUGCGUUCAAUGAUGGUGCUGUAGGAGUUGGUCCACCAAGGAAGAAGUAUGAGGCGGAGCUCCACAAAAAGUUGAAAAAGGAGUUUGAGGAUUGUAAAAAGAAUGCAUAUAUGGAGGCAGAGUUGCACUGUUCAAAUGCCAUACAAAUCAUGGAAAGGAAGCUGAGAACAGCAUGCCAUGCUAGUGAUGCUAAUAUUGAUAAUGUUGGGAAGGUUCUUGAUGGUCUUCUAUCCGACUAUGAAGCAGCAAGUCAUGGUCCAGCAAAAUGGCAGAAACUGACCAUGUUCUUACAGAAGAGUUUUGAAGGGCCAAUACUUGACCUCGUCAAGAGACUGAUUGACCAAGCUGGGUCAGAGAAGAAUACCCUCAUGUUGAGGUGCCGCUCAUUAGAAGAUAAGUUGGGGUUACUUAACAAGCAGCUGGAGUCUAGUGAGAAGUCGAAGUCUGAAUAUCUUAAGCGUUAUGAGGAUGCUAUCAAUGACAAGAAGAAGCUAGCUGAUGAAUAUAUGGGCCGCAUAAAUAACUUGCAGAGUAAUCACAGUUCAUUGGGUGAGAGAUGUUCUGGCUUGAUUAAAACAUUGGAUUCUGCAAAGCAGGAAUCCUUAGAGUGGAAAAGAAAAUAUGAACAUGUCUUAUCAAGGCAGAAGGCUGAGGAAGAUCAAUGGAGUUCUGAAAUUGCAAUUCUCAAGUCCCGAUGCAGUGCUGGUGAAGCAAGGCUGGCUGCUGCUCGGGAACAAGCUCAGUCUGCUCAAGAGGAGGCUGAGGAGUGGAAACGCAAGUAUGACAAUGCUUUUAGAGAAGCAAAAGCUGCUCUGGAGAAGGCUGCAACUGUCCAAGAGCGUUCAAGUAAGGAAACUCAGAAGAGAGAAGAUGCUUUGAGGGCAGAAUUCGCUGAUACUCUGGCUGAUAAGGAGGAGGAAAUAAAGGAUAAGACGGCAAAGAUUGAACAUGCAGAGCAGUGCUUGACAACUCUAAGGUUAGAAUUGAAGGCUGCCCAAUCGAAAGUAGAUAGCUAUGAUGCUGAAACAUCAUCCAUGAAGCUUGAAAUAAAGGAGUUAAGUAAAAAAUUAGAAGCUACAAAUGCAAAGGCCCACUCAUUUGAGAGAGAGAAAAAGAUACUGGAGCAGGAGAAGAUAUAUCUGGAGCAGAAGUACGAAUCUGAUAUAAAAAGAUUUGACGAAGUGCAAGAAAGGUGCAAAAUUGCUGAAAAGGAAGCAACAAGAGCAACUGAUAUUGCUGAUAGAGCACGGGCUCAAGCAGAUACUGCUCAGAAGGAAAAGAGUGAGAUGCAGAGAUUGGCAAUGGAAAGAUUGGCUCAAAUUGAGAGGGCUGAGAGGCUUAUUGAAAGUUUGCAAAGGGAAAAAAGAGACUUGGAUAAUGAACUAGACAGAAUUCGAUCAGAGAUGGAAGCUCAUUCGAAAGUUACCCUACUGGAGGGAAGAGUUGAAGAACGAGAGAAAGAAAUAGAAUUGCUUUUGAAAUCAAAUAACGAGCAGAGAACUAGUACUGUUCAGGUUCUUCAAGGCCUUCUGGAAAGUGAGCGCGCAGCACAUGCAGAUGCAAACAAUAGGGCAGACCACCUCUCUCAUCAGCUACAACUUGCACAAUCACAACUGGAUUCACUCCAGCAAGAAUUGACUUCUGUUCGGCUGAAUGAAACAGCAUUGGAUAGCAAGUUAAGGACUACUUCCCGUGGGAAACGCUCAAGGGUAGACGACUAUGAAAUGGGCAUGGACUCUGUUCAAGACGUGGAGAUGAGUGAUCGGAUUUUAAGAGUGAAUAAGAGGUCUAGAAGUACUACCAGUCCGCACACACAAAAAGAAGAUGGUGGUUCAGUAUUCAAGGGAGAUGAUGAUACCCGCAGUCAGCAAACCAAUUCGGAAGACUAUAAAAAGUUCACCGUUGCAAAAAUUAAGCAAGAACUCACAAAACAUAAUUUUGGUGCCGAAGUGCUCGAGUUGAGAAGCAAUGCUAGCAAAAAAGAUUGGCUUGAUCUGUACGAGAAAUGCAUCCUCCAGAAGUUGUGACCAGUUUAAAUCUACAGGGAGUCGUUGCAGGUAACUAGUCCAGGAUCUAGCAAAAGCUUCAAGAUCUCAAUGGUUUGGUUUUCUGGUAAACCUCACCGGCGUUGCUGCAAAUAGUACGUUUUAUUCUAGUGUGACUACAGAAGGUUGAAAUAUUUAGGCGCCGGCGCUUUAGGAAUUUGAGAUCAACUACCCUUUAGGUUAGCUGUCAUUAAUUUGCCUUUAUCUGUGUGUGUGUGUGUUUUUGCAUCCUUUCCGUCUCCGAGUUUUACACAUGCGAGCAUGUUUCUUUGUUGUUCGCCGGUGUGAUUCAUCACGCGUCUUAGUUGUAUGACGAUUUCCGAGUCUAGGGAUUAUAAGCCUAGGGGUUGAUUGGUUUGAUUCAGUUUGUGCUGUGUGGUUAUGUUGAUGACAAUAGAGAAGUUGUAUUGUAUUCAUAGAGAAGUAAGGGAUUUGUUUGUUCCAAGUCGUUUGCAACAUUUCUUUUGCAUCCGAA